AUGAAAAAAUUAUUACAUUAAAAAGGUCUCCUUCCAGAAAAACUCUCAUAAAAUGAUUUAUUGAAUGAAGCAAGAUUAGCCUUUUUAAAAAAAUAAAAAACUUAAAAAGAAUUAGAACAAAUUGAAUUAUUUAUGCUAUCAUUAAGUUUCGUAUAAAAAUUAAAAUCGCAAUAUGGACCUCUUAUUGUUGCUGAUUUAUGUAGAAACUUAUCUUAUUUAAGAAUUCCUGCAGGCACUUAAAGUAAAUUUCGAUUAAAAUUUUAGUCAUUUAAAUUAACAAAGAAAAUAGAACUUUUUAUGUAAUCUUAUCUGGGAAAGUAAGUAUUAGCAUAUAUGUUCAAAAAGGUUAAAGAAAGAGUUCUUUGAAAGUGAUUUAAAAUAAUAAUAUUACUUAGCACUCUAGUCUAUAUUAAAUAUAAUAAGCAUCAACAUAAGGAAUAAUACACACUCAACCAUCAUUAAAAGGCGAUGAAGAAUAAUUUAGCCUUUAAGAAAUCAAGACACUUGAAUAAGGGGAUUCCUUUGGAGAAUUAGCCUUAAUAAAAGAUAAUCUUAAAGCAACUGCAACAGUAACAACUAAGUCAGAUUGUGAGUUUGGUUGUUUAACUAGAAAACAAUAUUUAGACAUUUUAGGAAAAAUCAGCAAAGUUAUUAUUAUAUUAAGUUUAGAAUUUACAUCAUGAAAAACUUGUCUUUUUGUAAACAAUUCCUCCUUUAAAGUAAUGGAAUGAUGAAGAUUUAAAACAAUUAUCUUAUUAUUUAGUGUUGAAACAUUAUGUAAGAAAUUAAAUUGCUGUAAGAGAAGGAGCAGAUAACACUUAAAUAUUUGUUGUAAAAUAUGGAGUAUUUCAUGUUAUUAAACAAUAUUAAGGAUAAUAAUUAAUAUUAAGUGAACUUUAAGAAUCAGAAAUAUUUUAUUAACAUCCAAGUGAAUUGAAACAUUAAUUUUCUCUUCGAUGUGCUUCAGAUGGUUCAAGCUUAUAUGAAUUCUCACAUUAUGAUUUUAAAAAAUAUGCAGAAAAUAAUAUAAUAGAAGAUUUUGUUAAUUUAGAAUAACAAAAAUAAAUUUGGAGAAUGAAAAAGUUUGAAGAAAGAGUUUUUGAUGUUAGAGAUGUACAUCAUUAAGAAUAAGAACUUAUUGAAACUAAAAUAGAGUUUAAGAAAACAAUUAAAUUAUAUGAAGAUCUUAAAAUUAGGUGUAGAUCUGCUAAGAGAAAAAAGACUCCUAUUAAAGUAGAAGAAAAUUCUAUCUAAAAAACUUAAAGGUAAGCUUAAAUGGCUCUUAAAAAAAAUUAAAUACUUAGAUUUGGAGAUGAUUAAGGUGAAAAUUCAUUCACUCUUCCAGCUAUAAGAAGUACUUCAAGAAAAAAGAUAUAUGUAGAUUUAAUUGAUACAGAAAAGAGUUUUGAAACACUAGAUUAAUAUAAUAUUGGGGAUUCAGAAAAAUAUUAAUUAUAUUUUGACCAUUCACAUCCUUGGAGGAAUUUAAAUCAAAAAAAAUAAUAAUUUAAUUGA
Molecule: messenger RNA, 1515 nt
Organism: Paramecium pentaurelia
Lineage: Eukaryota; Ciliophora; Oligohymenophorea; Peniculida; Parameciidae
Source: the annotation of a GenBank genome assembly